Molecule: messenger RNA, 1650 nt
Organism: Saccostrea cuccullata (small rock oyster)
Lineage: Eukaryota; Metazoa; Mollusca; Bivalvia; Ostreida; Ostreidae
Product: prostaglandin E2 receptor EP4 subtype-like
Exons: 2
Coding region: 264-1343 (359 amino acids)
Biological process (GO): inflammatory response; adenylate cyclase-activating G protein-coupled receptor signaling pathway; positive regulation of cytosolic calcium ion concentration
Cellular component (GO): plasma membrane
Molecular function (GO): G protein-coupled receptor activity
Source: RefSeq, a predicted model, not a curated record
GUUGUGUCAUCUUUCUAAUCAUCCGAUACUAUGCUAACAUUGGUAUGAUUUUAGAUUAAGCCCAAACAAAGGAAAUUAUUUGAAUCUCCACAAAGUCAACUGUAAACACCUUGUGAACCGGUAUCACAUAUCAUUCGCUGUUUCAAUACCCGCUAUUUCCUUUUAUACCUCGUUAUCAUUUCAAAAAGAGCUGAUAAUACUUUUACCGGGACAAGUGAAUGUGUAUCCCGUAUUGUUAGUAGAUCCCCGUCUAGAGAAACAUCAUGAAAAGCGAAAAUAUGACCACUUUUGAAUUUUCAAAGAACAUUACCACAAUGCCGACAAUUACGACAACACAUGUUUAUGAAAAUGCAGCCCCUGUGACUCUUCUGUUUAUAUUUGGAGUAGUUGGAAACGCAAUUGCUCUUACAGUUUUGUGCUGCUCAGCUAAAACUCACAAGUGGCGUCCAUUUUACAGAUUUGUCUGUGGGCUUGCUAUCUCCGAUGGUGGAGGGAUUCUAGCUUCCUACCCCUUUGCAGAGUACCGUUACAUAUCUAAAUUUAACUAUACUUUUCCGAAGCCAUUGUGUGAUUACCUAGGCUUUGUGUUCAUGUUCACUCUGAUGUCGUCUGCCAUGAUCGUGUGUUGUAUGUCGUUUGACCGCUUCUUUGCAACUUUCUAUCCAUUCCUUUACAAUUCUCCGCAGAAGGAACUCCGAACUAACAUCACACUCGGGGUUGUAUGGUGUUUAUCCGGAAUUCUAUGCAGUCUUCACCUGUAUGGCUUUGGAUCAAGCAAAAAUGUUUACCCAGGGUCUUGGUGUUUUCUGAACUUUAUUGAGUUAAAAAAUAAUCCAAAGGCAAGAGAGAACAUAAUAUAUUCUUACAUAUAUGCCAUAACCGGUGUUAUAGUUGUUUUUCUAACUAUCAUUAUCAACAUGUUAGUUGUGUUCUUCUUCGUCAGAAACAGAAUCGUCCAAAGGAAAAGAAGCAGAAAACGAGAUCUGCACGUGAUUGUAUUCCUCCUAACCAUCGUCACAGUGUUCACGUCUUGCUGGGCACCUCUUAUGGUAAACAUACUUCAGCAUGCUUCCGGUGCCACUGAUGGCGAGGGUAAAACGGAACUGAAUCUGCUGCGCAUGGGCGUCACAAAUUCUGUGGUAGAUCCAUGGAUAUAUAUUCUUUUCCGGAAAGAGGUUCUCCUUCUUUUAUUGGGUGGCAUGGAACGUUUGGUCGGGAAGAAAUUCGAAAUCCGCCACGAAUUAUCGGGAAUGUCAGGAACCGCCGAUACAAGCAAAACGUCAGCAUCAAACCGUACUCCUAGCACUAAAUUAUCAGAUGACGGCGGGGUAUACAAAGGAUGAUGUGUGCAUAAUAAAUAAACCUUUUCAACAUUGUAUGAUUUUAUGGAAGUGGCUUUUCAUUUUGAUUAAUGUUAUCACGUUCGCAUGAUAAAAUUAAAUUUGAAAGCUAAUUUUUUUUCCCCAAUGACAAGCGUUUUUAUGAUUUCAGUUUUUACCUUACUGUGUUCAUUUUUGAAAAUCAUUAGAUAAAAAAUCAAACAUUUGUAGAUAACUUCUUGUUGCUUUUCUUUUGUGUAUCAGUAUAAAUAUGAUACCAAUUUUGAAAUUAUAAAAACAAAAUACUGCUAAGAGUAUACGUUAUACAUUG